UGCAUAAGCGACCUGUGCGAACGCCAUCGGCGGCGGAUAACAGUCGUCCGCGUACUAUACUCAAGAGAUGCGGUUGUUGGUCUGUUUGCUGUGCGUCGUCCUCGCGGCGCACCUCGUCACAGCACGAAGGGGUCGCACCAGAACAAGAGCUAAAUCAAAGUUUCAAAUUGGGUUGCCUAUCACUGGAAAAUACCGAGAUCCUGAAUCUGAUCAAUAUUACAACAAUAAUAAUGGGGCUAAAAUAACCCUUGCUUCACACUUUGACUAUGAAUACGUUCUGGGCCAUAAAAUUGCUUUCUUGUGCAUGGCGAAAGGCAAUCCGCGACCACACAUCACGUGGUACAAAGAUGGCGCUGAGAUAUUCACGCAUUUGUAUAUGAAUGUGCACGAAUGGCGCAUUGGGCCCGAUAAGGUGAAGAGCAAGCUGGAGAUCGACCCGGCGACGCAAAUGGAUGCCGGCGUGUAUGAAUGCACCGCUGAUAAUAUGUACUCCAUUGACCGGAGGUCCUUCAAGACGGACUUCAGCAUCGCUUUCGACUGAUUUUGUAUUUUGUAUACUUGCUAACAUAUUGUUAACCAGCACGACUAUUAUAUAGUGAGGAAUAAAUGUAAACCUUAACAAUUCUUA
This is a messenger RNA of Dalotia coriaria, 628 nucleotides long. RefSeq names its product immunoglobulin domain-containing protein oig-4-like. Lineage: Eukaryota; Metazoa; Arthropoda; Insecta; Coleoptera; Staphylinidae. The coding region runs from base 68 to 541 and encodes 157 amino acids. The record is from RefSeq and is a predicted model, not a curated record. The transcript has 3 exons.